CUCCUCAGAGCAAGGCAUUCAGGCAUUCCUCAUUCACCAAUCUGCACUGCAAGUGUUAAGCGACUGCUGACGCAACUUCACCGCUAAGAUGAGCUCACCUCCAACCUUUAAUGCACCGUGGGGUAACGGCCCCAUGCCGACAAAGGAGCAGAUGGACCGCUGGACGGACGAAAAGUACGUUAUCCCUAAUUAUGUGUGAUGCCUAUCUAUUCUAACUGUUAUCCUGGCUGCUCCAGCUCGGCAAACUGCCUCGAAUACGUCAAGCGGAACGCAGAGCGUGGCAACCCAGCCUCCGUUAUCAACUGCAUCGAUGAGUUUGCCUCCACCAACCACAUGAUGAACAUUGGGCAAGUCAAGGGAGCCGUGAUUGACGAGGAGAUCCGCAAGAAGAAGCCCACCGUUAUGGCCGAAUUGGGAGCUUACACCGGCUACAGUGCCGUGAGGUUCGCAAGCCUGCAGCGUGAGGUCGCUGGCAACGAGUCGCAUUACUACUCCUUUGAAUACUCUCCAGUAUUCGCUGCUCGCGUUCGUGAGAUGGUGGAAAUCGCGGGUCUAACCAACCAGGUGACGGUGUAUGUCGGGGAAUUCUCGGAGCAGUAUGGAGUGCUGCGCGGCAAGACCGUCGAUUUGUACUUUAUCGACCAUGAGAAGACAGUCUAUCUUUCCGACUUGAAGCUGAUUAUCAGCAGUGAAACUCUGGCGCCGGGCUCAAUUAUCGCUGCGGACAACGUGGUGCGCCCCGGCGCUCCGGACUACCUGGAGUUCAUCGAGAACAGCCCUCAAUUCUCGACUGUACGUCACACGAUCAAGUGCGGCCGCGAUGGCAAAUUGCUGCCGGACCUGUCGAUUGCAACUUUCCUAGGAUAGAAACUUGACCGUCCUCGGAGCGAUUUUACAAGUAAUUGAGAUCUAAUCGAUCUAUGAAGUUGAGUUUGCAAGUACUAAGUAUCAUUUUGUCUUUACUUAUGUGCUUUGAAUGCACAAUGACGCCUGAACGAGCAGAACAAACUAGGAUCAUCUGUCAAACUGUAGAAUGCUCGCUGGACCGCGUAAGUAGGUACAAGUACUGGUCGACGAUUCUGUCAGCAUUAAAAAUGUGCGGCGAGGCUAGCGUGUCCAGAUGAACAGCAUCGAACCCAUACAGCUUCUUCGCCUUAAUGAAGAACGAUAAAUCGUGCUCUUCGUGACCUGGAACAUGGUGUGCAAAGCUCACAAACACCUGUCCCAUCCAAUAACACAGCAAACACAACACAACCCAACCGAUCACAACGUUAACUGAGAUAUAAUUCAAAAUAAUAGCACAUCUAUCGCACCUUUCCUCCUGGUGCCAGACACGCGUCAAUAGAUUUCAGCAAGUCUUCGUGC
Molecule: messenger RNA, 1365 nt
Organism: Phytophthora nicotianae INRA-310
Lineage: Eukaryota; Oomycota; Peronosporomycetes; Peronosporales; Peronosporaceae
Exons: 2
Coding region: 199-867 (222 amino acids)
Molecular function (GO): O-methyltransferase activity
Source: RefSeq, a predicted model, not a curated record